AUGUCAAGUAAUAAUUCAGAGGUUGAAGAACUGAGAGCAUCAGGAAAUAAAAAAUAUAUUGAAAAGAGAUAUAAAGAAGCAAUAACAAUCUAUCAACAAGCUAUUAAAUUAUCAAAAGAUGAUGCAACAUUCCCAUCAAACAUGGCAGCAUGUUGCUUUGAAUUGGGUGAUUAUGAUAGAAAUCUUGCUCGUAUUGCUAGAAUUGUACAUUUAAAGAAACCAAAACAAGAGUUGAUAGAGUUUGUUAAUCAAGUCAUCGAUCAACUCGAUCAAGAUAUUCUUAAAGACAAGUCGUUUGAUUUUGAAAAGAUCAAGAAAUCAGUAGACACUUUGGAUCAAGAAGAUUGGACUAAAAAGAAUGGUUCUGGUCGUGUGGAUGUGUCAACACUACCAAGUCGUCUGCCUGCAAGAUCAGAUUUGAAAGAAUACUUUAUUGUCGGUCACGACACUCCAAAAAGUGCACUGAGCCCACACGUCGAUGGAGACGAGGUCGAGCCUCAAGGCGACGAUCCAAUGUCCAUCAUGAGAAUAAAAGAGAUUGAAGAGGAACGUAUCCUCUUGCGUAACAAUCCCUCGUUAUCAUUCUUUUACGGUGGUGCUGGAGAUUGCCGUCAUGCAUUGGCCACACUCGCCGAUUUGAAUCGUCAACUCGUCAGAGACGGUCCACCCGAGGCCAAGAUUCACUUUACACUCAACGAUCUCGUACCGUCUGUCAUGGCUAGAGGACUAUUAUUCUUUUCUUUGUUGGAAGAGAUUGGACAUUAUGAUAAUAUUGAAAAAGUGUACAAGGAAAGAGAAGCUGCCAAUGCAGCAGUCGUUCUCUACUAUACCUAUAUUGGUGUCGGUAUGCCAGUGGCUAUAUACAACAUGUUGGUUGCUCGAUUAGAAAAGCUCGUCUCCCUCGGAGACAGCGACCAGCUCCCGAAAUGGAUGUCCAUCAGUGCAGCUGAUUGGCCAGGUAUCAGAGAUUCAUUCAAGUAUUGGAUCGAGGAAGAACCAGUGCUGACAUGGCCACAAGUUAAAAAGAAAGCAACGGACGGCGACUCUACACCCUUGGACCCUGGAGAGGAAUCAUUAGCAUGUGACAAGUUUAACAAGUCAGAGGAUAAAAAAAGCCAACAGAUGGAAGAGAUAAUGAGCCACGUGAAUGACCCAAAGUUUCUGGCCCAGAUGGGUAUCAACCCAAACGACGAAGCAAAAAAGAAGCAAUUGAUUCAGCAACUCACCAAAGAUGGCAUUUUUAAUCAAAUACAAGAAGUACAAAACUCGUAUUUGAAUUUGCCCAGCGAACUAGACUGGCUCCACGUCUUUAGAUACCCCAUGCUCCCCGUGGUUAACGCCGACUAUGGCGAGCAUAUGACACCUGCCAAGGCAAUCAAGGUUCUAGAUGGUUUGUCGGCAAAGGUUCCCAAAAGAGUAGAAUCUUUUAAAAUAUUUGCAAAAGAUGACAUGAUCAAGGUUAAUCCAACCUUUUUCGAUCCCGUAUAUGCUCGCAAAACAUUUGGUGAUACGACAGCCGAUUUUGCCUUUAAACCAAUCAAUAUCGUCGCAGAUUUCAAUCAAUAUGUUUGGGUGGGUCUGCCAAAACACAACAAGACAUUGUUUGACCAUUUCAUUCAUGUAUUUUACCAAACCGCACGUGGCCUAGUCAGAUUGUCAUCAAGCAAUGCAUUGGUCAUUGAAAUGCGUGUAGGUGAUUACCAAUCGGUCUUGGAAAGUGUACGUGACAAUAAGGAGGAGAGAAAGGCAAGUGGAAUGGCAGUUGAAUAUGACAGUAUUUACCUCAGUAACGUACCAGAUUACACUGGUUACUUGAGUGUAUUUACAGACACUAUUGAAAUGCUCAAACCAGUCAAGCACUCGUACAUUGGUUUCAAUAUAUUUCUCAACACUUCAUUGUGGAAAUCAUUCGACGAUACCAUCCACACUUAUCUCCUCGUACCAGGUGCCAAAGCAUUGCCACGAUACCUUGGUGUAAAGUCUGUCGGAACGGGUGAUCUGUGGCAAGGCUUGCGAUUCUCUCGAGUCGAGGGACCCAUCCCAUUGGAUCAAUUAGUCGGUCGUGAUGAAUUGGUCGCUUGGUUAUCACGAUUAUUUAUCAGUAUUGUCACUCCCUCUGCAAUGGAACCUCGUACAGUCCCUAUCAACAGUCCCGACAAUAUUGCAAUGUUUUUCAAAUUCCUUGGUCGUUUGCUUCGAGUUGGAUACCCACCACAUUGGAUAUCUGGUAUGGUCCAGUUAUUACUCACUGGAUCAUUAACAACAGUUGAACCAACUCGUAAAAAAAGAAUUAUGCCUGUACCUCCACCUCGCUCCACUCCAACUUUAAAAAAGCUGUCAAUCAAACCAUGGAUAAUCGACAUUCGUACACAGGCUGCAUUGUGGAUGGACAAGUAUCAAAUUAGAUUGUUGGAUGCUACUAUACCCAGUGCUGCAGAUAUCAAGAGAUACGAUAUCAAAUUCGGCCAUUUCACUGAUUAUGUCAUGGGACCUCGGUCAAACUCUGGUUCUAUAUACGCACCAGUCAUCAUGUUGGCCAUUGAAUAUCCAAAUCAACUCAGUAUACCUUUACACAGAUUCAAUUCAGGGUCGAUUGCAGAUGAUAACCUUAGAUUCCAACUCCUUGACCCUGCACGAAACCAGAUUACCAUUAUCACUACCAUCUUGUGUGAUAAGCAAAAAGUAUCAUUUUGGAUGUCUGAAUCAGACUAUAACAAUCUAGUCUCUCUAAAAGCUACCAUCAAACUAUCUAGAUGUGAUAUUUGGAAAUCAUUUACUGAACCAAUAUAUUUAAAAUAA
Messenger RNA from Cavenderia fasciculata, 2799 nucleotides. RefSeq lists its product as uncharacterized. The record is from RefSeq and is a predicted model, not a curated record. The transcript has 3 exons. The coding region runs from base 1 to 2799 and encodes 932 amino acids. Gene Ontology annotation, molecular function: protein binding. NCBI's taxonomy places the organism in Eukaryota, Evosea, Eumycetozoa, Acytosteliales, Cavenderiaceae.